Sycon ciliatum is the source of this 861-nucleotide messenger RNA. Its product is annotated as beta-1,4-galactosyltransferase 3-like. The record is from RefSeq and is a predicted model, not a curated record. The transcript has a single exon. Bases 1 to 861 code for a protein of 286 amino acids. Gene Ontology annotation, biological process: carbohydrate metabolic process. Gene Ontology annotation, molecular function: galactosyltransferase activity. Gene Ontology annotation, cellular component: Golgi apparatus. NCBI's taxonomy places the organism in Eukaryota, Metazoa, Porifera, Calcarea, Leucosolenida, Sycettidae.
AUGCAAGCUGCAAAAUUGGACCUGCCUGUGUGCAGGUAUCCUUCUCCUGUGCUAAAGGGAGAGGUUAAGCCAGUCUCCGGCUCCAGGGUCCUAACUGAUUUAGAUGAAGAUCAGCUCGAGGUCAAACUGGAGGGUUUAUUGCCGGGUGGGUGCUGGAGGCCACUCGGCUGCAGAGCCCGCAAUGGCAGCGUGGCUGUCAUCAUCCCUAGCCAUGGUCGCCGGGGCCAGUUGUUGACACUGCUGCUGUACCUGGUCCCGUUGUUGCAGCGACAGCAGCAGGACUUCUGUAUCUACACGGGGAACCAAAGCCGCACGAGUGCUGGCGAGCGAUUUAACAAAGGAGCGAUUGUCGAUGCGUUGUUCACAGAGGCCAUGAAGGAACGGAACUGGACCUGUGUGUGCAUCCAUGAUGUUGACCUUAUCCCGGAGAACGACUACAACUCGUAUUCAUGCCCCCAUACUCACGUGCGCAAUCUAAUGGCUGGCCUGAGCAAGUGGGACUACCAGCUGGCAUACCCGCAGGUGUUUGGCGGCUGCACCGUGAGCAUGAGCUGGCACUUUCGCCUGUACAACGGCUUGAGCACAGUGUUCUGGGGAUGGGGUUCGGAAGAUGAUGAUCACCGCCGCCGGCUCACCUGGGCAGGACUCACCUGGCAGCGGAGUGCACUCGAUGUGGGUCGCUUCACUCACAUUCAGCACCGUCAGUCCGCUACCAAUCCCGAUCGAUUUGCCCUGGUGCCGAGAGCUGAACAACUGCAGAAAACACACGGCUUGAACAGUUUGAAGUACAGCGUAAUGCAUAGGCAGUCACGUCGCUUGUAUUCCGCUUUCGUGUUCCACCUGCCCAAUCAAGGUCCGUAA